This is a messenger RNA of Strongylus vulgaris, 213 nucleotides long. The record is from the annotation of a GenBank genome assembly. Lineage: Eukaryota; Metazoa; Nematoda; Chromadorea; Rhabditida; Strongylidae.
AUGCUCGCUAGCGCCUCGUCAGCGUCACUUCGUCACGAGCAUCAGGCUAUGGAGGCAAAUUACUUGCAUCAUGGCGGUUACUUCCUUCCAAUAUUUCUCUACCGAAGUAUUAAACCUUCUCCAUGGUUGGAAUGUGCUCCUGGUUCACAGGUGGCGCUCUCAAUUCUUGACGAGGUGAAAGCACUCUCGUGGGAGGAACAGGAGUUCUUUUAG